Molecule: messenger RNA, 346 nt
Organism: Tupaia belangeri chinensis (Chinese tree shrew)
Lineage: Eukaryota; Metazoa; Chordata; Mammalia; Scandentia; Tupaiidae
Gene: GNG8
Product: G protein subunit gamma 8
Exons: 3
Coding region: 101-313 (70 amino acids)
Biological process (GO): G protein-coupled receptor signaling pathway
Cellular component (GO): heterotrimeric G-protein complex
Molecular function (GO): G-protein beta-subunit binding
Source: RefSeq, a predicted model, not a curated record
CCCAGCCUGGAGCUGCAACAGGUAGGAGGCUCCGGUCCUGGUCCCCGAAGCCCUCGGUAGCCGCCGUCUGUCGUCUGUCGCCUGGGAGUGAGUGAGGACCAUGUCCAACAACAUGGCCAAGAUCGCCGAGGCCCGCAAGGCGGUGGAACAGCUGAAGCUGGAGGUGAACAUCGACCGCAUGAAGGUGUCGCAGGCCGCCGCGGAGCUCUUGGCUUUCUGCGAGACGCACGCCAAAGACGACCCGCUGGUGACGCCGGUACCCGCCGCCGAGAACCCCUUCCGCGACAAGCGCCUCUUUUGCGUCCUGCUCUGAGCCCUUAUGGCGGGUUACCCUCCCCUGGCCAAG